AGAACCCGGCACUGUGAUAGUACGAGUGGGGGUGGUCCGGCGCGCGCCCGUGACUUGAGCUACAGAGCAUGCGCGUAGAAAAUGGCGAGCUCGUGCAAGCGACGGUUUUGUCACGGCAGCGGUAACAGCAGCGAGAAGCGCGGCGUUCGACACGAUUCGUGGCCGUCCAAACUCGUCGACUGUGUGGGUUUUGAGAAGAUCUUGGCGUUGUUGGAGACAAGAAAUGUAAAGAAUCUCAUUCAAUUAAAAGAUUAUAAGCCUGCACGUGAGUCAAAUUGGUCAUUUGAUGAAAAUUGUCAUUUCUGCUGCUUAAGACGAGAGAAAGUGAAGGAACAUGUAAUUGCACUCACUAACAAAUUUGUGGAAAGUGGAGGCAAACCUUUACUUGGGAAGGAUCAGAGUAAUAUCAGCAGACUCGAGUGGCAAGUAGAAGAAUUCCUCAAUGCGGUCUUGCACAGGAAAGAAUACACACCAAGGAUCCCAGAUCCUCACAUCCCUGUGGUGGCUUGUGAUACCAUGCGACAAAUGAUCAAUCACUUAGUGGUGCAUUAUACCUCAAAAAGCAACUCUCAGGAUUCACCUCAGCACAAUGGCGUGGACCAAAACCUGCUGAAAACCCGUUCUAUGACAUCGCCUCUCGCUACUUCUACACCUACAGCUGCUGCUUCUACACAGAAUCCUGUCCACAGUAAGCUCCUCAUGGAAGACCAAGAUGCACCUCUUGACCUUUCAGUCAAGAAGGUCAAACCAGAAGUCAGUGACCAAGAUGUCGUUCUGGAUCUUUCACUCAAGAAGAGUCAUAAUGCAGACAGCAUGUGUCUCAGAAGCCCUCAUGUGAAUUUGACAACACCAGUUGUUAGAAGGACAGCUUCUGAUUCAGCUUUGGCUAAAGGACGAGAUCUGCCACCAUCAGCCGCAUUAGAACAGUUUAUGGCUAAGCUGUGUUUGCAUCACCAGCGGCAGAUUGUUGAUGCGUUUGGAUUCCUACAAAAUGAAGUAAAGGCUGUGACUUCCUCUGGUGAAGUGCAAGAGUCCAGCUCAGCAAACACAGAAAACCCUAUAAGCUCGGAAUCUACAGUAGAAGGUUCAGAGAAUCAGAAUCAAGAUGUGGACGAAACCUUGCUAAUAGCAAGAGUCGCAGAUGGAGGCCAAACUGUUUCAAACAAUGAAUUUUCUCCUUCAGAACAGCCCUUGGGAACUGAUGGGCCAUUGAUUGCAUCAAUCAAGAAUGGAUCAUCUGCAGAUAUUGGGCGGACAGAUAUUGAAGUUAAUGAUUGUGAUGAUGAGAAUGUUGAAUGUACAGACAUUCAGCCUAAGUGUCCAAGUCUAAUGAUUGUGAAAAACGACCCCGGAAGCUUCGAAGCUAAAAAGUUGUCUGGGGUAGGCUUAAUCAUUCAGCAACCAAAUACUGACUCUUUAGAGCAGGACCCACGUGCUUCUGGCAUGCAAUCACACACAAAUAGUACUGAUAAUGAUACUGGUGCGAUGUCUUCAUGUUCUACAAGUAAUGGACCUGCUGAUCCUAAAUGCCUUUCAGUAUGUAGCAGUGAUGCUCCAGCUAAACCCUGCUCAAUUCAAAGGACCACAAAUGCCAUUUCAAGAACAGCCAAGAAAAGUAGCAAAAGUUCUCGCUCUCGAUCCAGGCUUGGUCCUAUAGGUAACAUUGUAAAUGAUCCUGACAGUAAAUAUGAUAUUGUCUAUGUGGGGAAACCAAUUACUGAAUGUAAGCUUCAGUCACAGAACCAUAUGCUUCCAAGGAAAAAUGCUCGAAAAAGCACGAGAGGACAUCUGUCUGUUGGAGACUGCUGGGAGAUAAAGACUGUGCGAACACUUUCACGCAAGUCUGCUCAGAAUGCUAGUGGGAAUUAUCCUGUUCCUAUGCCCGAGUUUACCACCCCAAAGCAAGGAUCAAUCACUCCAAAGCAGGAUCUAGCUAAACCCGACGGUUUACCUGCUAUGACUGUACCUUUUACUGGGGAUUGUAUGGAAACUCUGAAGAACAAAAACCUGUCCGAUCAAUCAGUGGUGACAGAAAUACCUGGAGAUGUUGUGGAAAUAUCAAGCGAGGAUUUAAUUGUGGAACCCAGUCAGACAGGUCAAACUCAGAACUCAAAAGAUUCAACUUCCUCUCUUCUUGAUGAUGAGGUAUAUGUUCCAUUAGUGCAGCGGGACUGUCUGAGCAUACACGACCUUUCAGACAGUAGCGAAGAACCUCCCAUUACAAUCGCAAACAAAACAAUUAAAAGGAUUGAAUUUACAACAGAAGAAACUAUAACUGUUCCUGCAUCGAGUGUGGUAUUGGAUGGGUUAGAAGCAGAGGUCAAGGGUGAAAAUGUAGCCACGGAGACGCUGCUUAACAGUGUCUCCUCAUGUAAAGAAAAUGAUGCACCUCCGACUGUAGAUUCAAGAGCAGGCAGUGAUUUAAAAAGUCAUAAUGCUGCUAACGGCGAUCUAACAAAGUCUCCAGAACAGACAAAUGUUUUAGGAACACAGGUAAUGACAUGCACAGGUAACAGCACAAUGUUAGAAAUGACUUGCGGAACUGAAGCAAACAUCAAAGCAGUGGAUUCCAUGAAUCCAGAUAAAGAUGAAGGAGAGGUGAAGAUGUCUGAUCUAGUGGUUGAGGAAACUACUCCAAAAGAAGAGCUUGAAGGAUGUAAGGAAGGUGUGUCUGAAAGUGUUGUUAUAAAAAAAGGUGUUGCAAAACACACCACCCCUUCAGAUAGAUGUUUGCGAAGUGGAGUCUCCAAAGGCAUAUCUGAACAAACAACCAUCUCUGGCCAGACAAAACCGACAAACUUGGAGUCAGAUAACUGUGAAAAAAAAGUUCCUAAAUCUAAUCAAUCAUUUAUGUCCGUCUCUACGGGGGAAGAUGUGUCAUGUCAGGGCGGUCAGAAUAAAGCAGACGUUACAGAUUCAGAGAAAGCACAACAGUCCACAGUAAUCACGCAGAUUGACAGUAUAGGUAACAAAGUAUGCACACGACAGAAGCAAAAGCUAUUGAUGGUGAAAGAAAUGGAGUGUGACAAGGAGCAGAUAGAAGAACGCUCAAACCCAAACGACGAGCUUAAAGCACAAGAUUGCGUGGUGAAUGAUGUUCCUAAGAUUGAGGUGAAUCCUCCUCCGCUUGAAAGUUGUCCAUCUCCUGAAAUCAACAGCCCUGGGAAAUCUAUUAAAGUUUCUGAAAGAAUGCCACUUAGAAGCAGAGACAGUCAAAGUGAGCAUUCUGUUAGUAACGACGCCUGUUCACCUACCAGGAAUAUUCCACACACCCCUGAAAGAAUGCCUUUAAGAAGCAGGUGUGUUGAUCAUCCUGUGGAUGGAGAUUCUUGCACUUCCCCCACUACAGGCACAGAGAAGUCUGGACGAAUGCCUUUGAGAAACAGGAAUAGCGGAUUAGCUGAACAGACUGUUGGCAAAGAUUCCUGCAUUCCCAAUGCGAGCAGUUUAGACUGCGCACCUCGCAUGCCUUUGAGAAGCAGAAACAGUAGUGCAGUCAGUCGCCCUGUUAGUGAAGGUUCUUCUGAUGUGAACAAGGAUACUUCAGGCCCAACCACUGAACAACCCAGUGUUGAGGACAGUGGUGUUGCCAGUAAGAAAUUGGCAAACACUGGACACAUGCCUCUAAGGAGUGGAAGUUUGAUCGCAGAACAGACAUCCAACUUCAGUUCCUCUGGUUCAGAUCCUGGAACGGUUUCAGAAAGCCCUGGACGCAUGUCAUUGCGAAGGAACAAUACUUUUAGUGCUGAAAAGCAGGAUUGUUUAGCAACACCUCCCAAAAUCAAAAAGCUUUCUCAAAGACAAAAAAUGUGCAGAACAUCUGUGUUGUCUUUAGUAACUAAGGGAGCACAAAUCAAUAACCAUGCGAUCAGCAACACUGGUGAACCGUGUGACCAAAUGAACGUCUCUUCUAUGUCAAAUUCAUUUACUUCAUUUAACCUACCUACUUCCAGUCCUUUAAUUCCGACCCCAUGCAGGUUUUUAGAGGCUUUAAAUGGGGAAGCAAACCAACAUUUAAUUUCAGAUUUAAAUAACAAAUUUGAUAAGAUGCAAAAAGGAUGGGUUCAAAUGGACAAAGAGGGGCCGCCUGCACCAAAACCAAAAAACAAGGCAGACAGACUGAAGGAAAUAUGGAAAAGCAAACGAAGGAUUCGGAAACCAAGAUCAUUAGAACAGCACAAAUUAUCUCCUGUGCAAAUGUUGUUUAUGAAAUCUUUUGACCUUCAAAAUAUCUGUCGCUGGUUUUUGCAGUCAACAGAAACAAAAUCUCUUGUUAUCGUAAAGAAGGUGAACACAAGGCUUCCAUCUGAAACACAUUUGCGCUUUCAAACCUCGACUUCGGUGCCGGGGUCUUCUGAUGGCGUAUUCCCAAGUCUACAGGCUGAACGCUUAAAAAAGCACCUGAAAAAGUUUGCCAUUGCAUCUCCAGUGAAAAGCAAUCCCAAGAACAAAAGGCUAAUUGCUAAAGCUUUAGCGCAUGGUAUGUCUAAGGGCAAAGAAAAGCAAGAACUUAGAACUGCCACACGGAUCUCUUCAAAACCCCAAAGCUCCGGUUUAAAACAGGCGCAAUCCCUUGAGAGCCACAGCAAGGUUGCUGCAAGUGCAAAAAAUCUGACCAGUGCAAGAAACCCAGCAAGUGCUAGAAUUCUGAGGAAAUAUUCCAACAUGCGUGAGAAAAAACAAGUCCAUCAAAACACACUGAAAAAUUUAAAGAGAUCACUAGAAGACGUAGGCAAUAGCCAGUCCAUGACUAAGGUCUCCAAAGAAAAACUGUCUAAAAGGAGAGGACAAAAAUCAGCCAUUGUCAAGAAACAGUUGGUUAGAAACACAAAAACACCCACGAAAGCGAAAAUCCCAAAAGGUGGCGCUAGAGGAUUAAGCAAGAUAAAUGAAAAGGAUAGGCUUUCUCGAAAGAGGGUGCUUCCCAGAGUAUUAAAAUCGACUCGUGUAACCACUCCUAAAACUGUGAGCAAGAAAGAAAUGGUGAAACCGGAGAAGUCCCCACAAGCCAAAACUGACAAGAAAUCACCUCUUCAUAAAGGUUGUGAAAGUUUACUGUCUUCAUCUCAGAUUAUGGACAUGAAGCCUCUGUUAUCAGAAGACCAGGUUCUCACAAGGUCUCAAAGAAAGAUGGAAGCCACUCUUGCACAAACAGGAUCUCCAAAAAACUCUACAAAAAGAGGCAUGGAAACCCUGGUCACGUUAGCGAAACGGACGAGGACAUCGAAGUGACGAAGGACAGAAUUAAAGACUGCCGUUGCAGAUUGAUGGUGUUUUCUAUAUGUGGGAAUUGUUUCUGUUCUAGGAAGACAGUUUGCACAGCUUCACUAUUAAGAAGCAUUAAAAAUAGGUGACUUCCUUCCUCAUGCGAUUUGUGCAGAUACACGAAAAACCCGGCUGCGUGCCGAAACUCACCACAGCAUUCACAACCAAAUGUUCACUGUUUCUAGUAAACAUUUCUGCAUUAGCAUUAGCAUUGUCACUCGGUUUUCUUCACUUUUUUUUUUUUUAUGUUUGUGCACUUACCAUUGCAAAGCUACAGUUUGUCCGGAAUAGUCCAUUAUUAAAACGUGGAUGAUUAAAAAAUGGAUCGAUCAACUCCAAAUAUUUGUAUCCCGUCAAUAAGAGUUGGUUUUGUGACCUUGAAAAUGUGCCUUAUUUAGAAACUGACUGUUCCUUAAAUCAUGGAGUCCUCAAUACUGCACGUCAUUUAGUUUUAAAACAUCCUGAUGCCCGAGGUACAUCCGAGCUGUUUCCUACAGCCACCAUGCUCAUUUCUUCUCAUUUAGACCUGCCUUUCUGAAUUUCUUAGUUAGGUUUCUUAUUUUUUCAAGAUAAUCCCGGACGUAACAAGCAUUAAGUUUCUCAAUACUUGAUCAUUUCAGCAAUUUUUUCCGUUUUGUUACGGUAAUUAUCGUUUGUUCUCAUUAUAUUUUCAGUUCUACCUGUUACAUGUUGCCUUAAUCGUGUUUGCUUUAUUAUUUCCUCACUACUUGCUGAUGAUCAGCUAAAAACUGUAAAAUGUAUUCAUUUCAUUAGAGCUUAAUAUAACUAACUAACUUAUGAAUAAUCAGGUCAGUGGCUUGUCCUAAUGGAGAUACUUUUGUUUGUUCAGUUAACAGAAUGUUACUUCUGUUUACUGAAAAUGCUUUAGCUAAUAUUCAGAAACUUGAUGCAGGUAUUUUUGUUUUUGUUUGUGUUCAAUGUUUGCGCUGCUGGUCUGUGAGGGCCGAAGAUUCUCGAGCAGUCUUUACAAAAACGUGAAUCUCUUCAUGAACUUUGUUUGCAGUGAUCGGUUGUGAUUUUUCUUGAUUCCCAACCGUAUACAUAAUCGAACUUAGGAGAGAAAAAAAAAAGGACGACCCGUGUGUGCAAAUGUUCUCUCUCUUUUUUUUUUCUUCUUUUUUUUUGUUGCAUUUCUCUGAAUUUGAAGUCUAUGCAUGCAAGGUGAUGCGCCUCAGAGGAUCAUCUGCAGAUAUGUCUUGAAAGGUUGACUCCUUUUUUUUUUUUUUCGAAUACGGAUACUUUUUUGACCAAAAUGAAAAUGUGACGAAUGAUAAUUGAAGGCUGAUGUCCAUUAUUUUUCAUUUUUGGACAGUUUUGAAUGCUGGAGUCUGUCUUAGUUCUGAGUUGGACUGAAUGUCACCUGAAUGAACAUGUGAACCUUUUAAUUGUGUACAAUUUAAAGCUAUUUAAAAAAAACAAACACAAAAAAAAAAAAUCAGUGUGCUGCCAUUAGCAAAAUUAUUUACUCUCUAACUAUAGGAUUAAAUGUAAUUUUGUAUUUUGGGAAAGUAUUUGGUGGAGGUUGUCAACUCAGUUUUUUAAUGUUUUAGCACAAUUGUAUUUUUUUCCCCCUCUUCCUUUCGAUGUUGAAUAAUAUCUUGUAAAUGCAAAGGUAUACUGUUUGAGUUUUAAUUGAUAUUUAAUGUUCCCAUGGGUAUCAUCGACAGUUUGAUUUACCCACCAAAUACCAGACUUGAAUAUUUUACGUUGCUAUUGAUAUUUAUAGUUUUUUUUUUUUGUUUUAUGUUUGUUUGAAAAAAGAGAGCACAGAGGUGUAUUUGUGUCAUGUUAAGUUCCUGCUAAAACUGGUAUAAAUUGUUUGAAUUCA
Silurus meridionalis is the source of this 7114-nucleotide messenger RNA. RefSeq lists its product as uncharacterized. The record is from RefSeq and is a predicted model, not a curated record. The coding region runs from base 82 to 5232 and encodes 1716 amino acids. Lineage: Eukaryota; Metazoa; Chordata; Actinopteri; Siluriformes; Siluridae. The transcript has 7 exons.